UGCUUGCAACAGCUCUCGUGCAGAACGGUGUAGCAGCUUGAGCUCAGAUCAGUACUUCAGUUACUGCAGUAAUCAUGUAUACUCUUCAGUAUCUGAAGGACUUCAUCGACCGGAGGCUGACGGCGGCCGCGGAGGAGAUCUUCAGCGAGGUGGAAAAAACCAUCGUGCAGUACGAGGAGGAGCUGGACCGCCACCGGCAGCUGGAGCUGAAGCUGCGCUGCACAGACCUGCUGCAGCAACAUGAAACUAGAGAGGAGGAGAUUUUUAUUGACCAGGAGAGGACGUCCAGUCUGGACCUGGAGGAACCACAGCAUCCACAGAUUAAAGAGGAACAGGAGGAACUCUGCACCGGUCAGGAGAACCCAGAGCCUCCUCAGAUAAAAGAGGAGGAAGAAGAAUUCCGCACCAGUCUGGAAGACCCAGAACCGUCACAGAUUAAAGAGGAAAGGGAAGAACCCUGCACCAGUCAGGAUGGAGAGCAGGUUGUGCUGAAGGAGGAGACUGAUGCCUUUGCGGUGACUCCUGUCUUUGAGGAAGAUGGCUACAGUGAACCAGGACCAGACAGUGAUCUGCUCUUCCCUCAAAGCCCUUCUGAAACUGAGAGUGGGAAGAAAUAUUAUCGUAUCUAUACAAUGAAAUAUCUUGAAAGAAUUCAGACCAUUGAAAAGCGAUAUUCUUGCAAAAUAUGUGGGAAAGGUUUCGCACACAGAUGUAAUUUGGUGGACCACAUGAGAAUUCACACAGGUGAGAAACCAUAUAAAUGUGAAACAUGUGGGAAAAGUUUCAACAGAGUUGGUAAUUUUAAUGCCCACUUGAGAAACCACACAGGCAAAAAGCCCUAUUCUUGUGAAACAUGUGGGAAAGGUUUCAAUCAUAGAUGCAAUUUGGUGGACCACGUGAGAAUUCACACAGGUGAGAAACCAUACACAUGUGAAACAUGUGGGAAAAGCUUCAAUAGAGUUGGGAAUUUUAAUGCCCACAUGAGAACUCAUGCGAGUAAGAAGAUGUUUUCUUGUGAGACCUGUGGGAAAGGUUUUAAUCGAAGGGGUCAUUUUAACGCCCAUCUGAAAACGCACACAGGUGAGAAACCAUAUCCCUGUUACACGUGUGGUAAAACUUUUAUAAAUGCAUCAAGGCUGAAAUUUCACAUGAUAAUUCACACGGGUAAGAAGCCCUAUUCUUGUGAAACAUGUGGGAAGCGUUUCAUUCGUAAAGUGCAUUUAACUACUCACCUAAGAAUUCAUACAGGUGAGAAACCUUACCCCUGUGACAUAUGCGAGAAAAGGUUUAUCGAUGCAUCGACGCUGAAGUGUCACAUGAGAACUCACACAGGUGAGAAGCCAUAUGUUUGUAAUGUCUGUGGGAAAGCAUUUUCUGUCUUAUCAACUUUUAAAAGUCACACCUCAGUUCAUACAGGUGAGAAGCCGUAUUCUUGUGAAACAUGUGGGAAAACAUUUAGUCGCAGUGGACACUUGACUGUACAUGUAAGAACUCACACGGGUGAGAAGCCAUACUCCUGUAAAACAUGUGAGAAAACCUUCAGUCAAAGGCAUCAUUUGACUUCCCACAUGAGAUCUCACACAGGUGAGAAGCGGUAUUCUUGCCAAAUGUGUGAGAAAAGCUUCGUUCAAAGUAGUCAUUUGUGGCGCCACAUGCGAACUCACACAGGUGAAACAUCAUCGCUCUGAAACACCUGUAGGGCUGGGGAUUAUUCUGAAGCCAAGCUUAAAAAAUUAAUUAAAAAAUUUGUACUGAGUUUUCAGAUCCUAGAGUUUGGGCAUUUAUUGCAUGUGACAAAGUACUCGAUGGAUCAGAUAAAUCAUGUUUUGAUCUGUCUGAACCAACAAUGAAGCUGUCAGGUUGUCCAGUGUGUUAAUUUUGAUUUUUACAGAAACAUGUUGCAUAUCUUGAAAAAAGUUGCCUUAAGUCUUAAGAAGGAAAACGGUCAUGUUACAAGAUAUGAAGUCUAUCAGUUCUUCUUUACCCUCACCCCUGCCAGUCGUGCCUGAUGGCUACCCCUCCCUGAGCCUGGAUUUGUUGGAGGUCUUUUCCUGUUUAAAGGCAACAAAUGAGUGACAUUUCUCUCUGCUUUGUACGGCUGGAUUUACAGGAAAUGUUCCGUUUUUGUGGUUGUCUCUGACAUUAAGAUGUUCUUCUCAUUAUUACAAGUUUAUGUCUCCAAAGAGUCUUUUUUGAAUGCAGUGUGCUUCCAUGAGAUCCACUUGAGGACCGAGUUUGGGCAAUUUUAGUGAUUUGCAUAAUCAUUAUAUUGUUUCAGACUUUGUGACACAAACCGUACCACUUACUAUUGUA
This is a messenger RNA of Archocentrus centrarchus (flier cichlid), 2313 nucleotides long. Its product is annotated as gastrula zinc finger protein XlCGF57.1-like. Gene Ontology annotation, cellular component: nucleus. The transcript is spliced from 2 exons. Gene Ontology annotation, biological process: embryo development; regulation of transcription by RNA polymerase II. Gene Ontology annotation, molecular function: RNA polymerase II transcription regulatory region sequence-specific DNA binding; DNA-binding transcription factor activity, RNA polymerase II-specific. The record is from RefSeq and is a predicted model, not a curated record. Bases 75 to 1688 code for a protein of 537 amino acids. Lineage: Eukaryota; Metazoa; Chordata; Actinopteri; Cichliformes; Cichlidae.